Pantherophis guttatus is the source of this 3635-nucleotide messenger RNA. It is a transcript of the gene ZC3H3, whose product is annotated as zinc finger CCCH-type containing 3. Gene Ontology annotation, molecular function: metal ion binding. The record is from RefSeq and is a predicted model, not a curated record. Gene Ontology annotation, cellular component: nucleus. Lineage: Eukaryota; Metazoa; Chordata; Lepidosauria; Squamata; Colubridae.
GCGGCGGUUGGAGGCUCGGAUGGAGCCCGAGGAGGAGCGGCUGAGGCGGCAGAUCCGCUUGCUUCAAGGUCUCAUCAAUGACCAUAAAAACGUCCAUGGGAAUGCGCCAGUUCCUCCACCGCCUGCUUCGGUCUCCAGGUGGAGGAACCCUAAACUUCCUGCCUUUCAAAGCCAAGCGGCCCUCAGCACUAGAUACAGCCAGCAACCCUCCCGAGAUUUCUCAUCCGGCCAGGCCAACGCAACUACCUGGAGGAAGAAAUACUCUCUCGUCAACGCCCCGCCUAGACCAGCCCUGUCUUCGGCCACCAGCGUUUCUCCGGGGACUUCCUGGGCGGCCCAGAGCCGGGCCGGUAGGGAGGCUCCCAAGCCACCACUGACGCUUUCGGAAGCGAAGGCCGUCUCCAGUGCAAAGGCAAAUGUCAGCCGGCCAGCUGGCUCCCUGGCGGGUGAUGCCACCGGCUCAGGGUUCUCGCCGGGCUUUUCCGGAUCGAGAAAGGCACCGUCGUCUUCUAGGGGCAGCCCAUCCGUGGCUCCUUGGCCUUUCAACGCGGACUCGAGACACAACAAAGAUAUGGGCGCUUCCACUUCGUCCCACGUACCCCGUUGCAAAAAUCUGGCUACGGGUGGAAAUAACCGACCGGCGGCCGGUCAGAAGAAGCCCAUUGGGGGGAGCAAGCUGACCCCCACUUUAGGCAGGAGUAUCAGCGAGAGUGCCGUUACGUUGAAAUCUGAGCCUCGCCGGUGUCUGGCCUCGGCUGAACAAGGAACAGGGUCUCUCCCAAUCUGGAAGAAGCCAGCACCUGAGCCUUCACACCUGUAUGGGUCAUCCCGCCGCCCCUCCCCUGCAGGGACAGCCAGGUUCAGCCCCAGCAGGAGCGUGGGGCUGUCUGCCCAUUCGGGCGAGGAGGCGUCUUCCAGCACUGGGUCGAGUCUUCCCCCAAACAAGCCCGCCAUCGUUACGCUCCAGAAGUCGUCUUCCUUGCCGGCCUCCGGCAGGUCUUUCCGCUUCAAGAGAGCCAACUACACCUGGGUGGCAAAUCCCGGCAAAUCCCCUCGAAGCGUGAAGCGGUGGGCCGUUUCCAGGACCCCCGAAAGCAACCCCAAGUUUGCCACCUGCGGGGCAGCGACCUCCCCCAAGUUACAAUCCAGGGGAGCACAGCUCGAGCUGGGGGCCAAGCCAAAGAAACCCACCCCGCAUUCGAAGCUGGCGGUUUCCUCCAGCCAGUACAGGUGGAAAGCGGCGAGUGCGAAGUCUGCUCCUUCCACAUCGGCAUCGGUCUUCACUUGGAAGCGCAAGGAAGGGGCUGGGCCCGGGGAGGCCCCCUGUGUGGGUGCCAGCACCUCCCUCCAAGUGCUGAGGCGGGUCCCUCACGGACCUGGCAGCCCAAGAGUCUUCUUUGGAACGAGCGGCUUUUCUAACUACAGACUGAGGAGCUGGCCGAAAACCACGAAGAGGAAAGGAAGCGCCAGCUCUCCCACUCUGCUCCUCAAAAGCCGCUACUGCCUCCGGAAGCGCCACCCCACGCGGGGAAGGUCCUCCCCCACCGCCCGCAGAACCGGCACAAAGGGCCUCGUGCAGAUCGGCAAGCACAGGUUGCGCCGGCUGCCGGCCUCUCGCGUUCUUCCUGGUUCGCCCAAAGAAGGUCCCAGCUUCGUCCUGGUCACCAGCCCAGCGGCCCACCGCGUGGUCAAUACUCGCUACAGGCUGGUGAAGAAGUCGGCGGGGCCUCCCGUGACCCCUGCAGCCUCCGGUGCCAGCCCGGCUCACGGUUGGAAGGCCAGGAGGCUUUCGUCGUCCAGGUCUCUCGCUUCCAAUUCCACCCGCCAAUCUUCACCAGGGAACAAGUCUCAGGCGGGGCAGCAGCACCGAUGGAGAAACAAAGGACUGCGUUGUAUCGGAGGAGUCAUGUACCGGGUGUCGGCUAACAAGCUUUCCAAAACAUCCAGCUCUCCCGGCAGGAGCGUAGAAGCAGCAACCAGGAGCCAUGCCAGAGGAGCCUCACGGCCCGACUCGGCGCCUGGCACUCCCGGGUAUUCUCCACCGGGUUGGCCAAACCGGUCGAUCACCAGCCGCUACAUUGCCAGCCGCGCUGUGCAAAGGAGCCUAGCUAUCAUUCGCCAAGCCAAGCUGCGGAAGGAGCGGAAGAAGGAAUACUGCAUGUACUACAACCGUUUCGGGAAGUGCAACCGCGGGGAGAGCUGUCCGUACAUCCACGACCCCGAGAAAGUGGCAGUCUGCACCAGAUUCCUCCGCGGCGCCUGCAAGAAGACGGAUGGGACGUGUCCCUUCGCACACAAGAUUUCGAAGGACAAGAUGCCCGUCUGUUCCUACUUCCUGAAGGGAAUCUGCAGCAACAACGACUGUCCAUACAGCCACGUCUACGUGUCCAGGAAAGCAGAGGUCUGCCCGGACUUCCUGAAGGGCUACUGUCCCUUGGGAGAGAAGUGCAAGAAGAAACACACAUUGGUGUGCCCGGACUUCUCCAAGCACGGCGUCUGCCCCAAGGGCUCCCACUGCAAACUCCAGCAUCCCCAGAAGAAGCACCAGACCAAGCAAGCCAGCACUAGAAACUCCUGCCCACCUGAGCAGAGAAACUAUGCAAAGCAGACUUGGAGGCGAAAAGAGGAGGAAGAGGAGGAAGGAGCAACAGGAGGGGCCUUCUGGUACCCCAGAAUCCUCUCUCAAAACAGCCGACUGACCAAGCAGCCUUCCUUCAUCUCUCUCCAGUCACCCCCCACCUCCCCUCUGGAGGAGGGCCCCAAGUCAGAGAGAAAUGGGGAAGAAGCAGGAAAGCCCCUGCAGAUCAAGCCCAGGCUGUGAAGCCGCCUCCUGCCAACACCGAAGUCUGCCCGGCCACCUCACUCACUCGCUCUUUCUCAGGGAUCGGAUGUCCUCCCCCCCGGCAACUACCUCAGAGCAAUGCCAGGCUGAAGCAGGGGGAUCCCAGCCAGGACCUUUCUUCCCCCCACCCCCCACCCCCUCUUCAGCGAGGAGUGACACCCCGGCACCAAGAUCUCUCUGUCUCCAGCAUCCCAAAGACCAACUCUGUGGUUUUUACAAUUAUUGCGAGAAAGGAACGCUCCACUUUCCCUCUUUCUCCUAAUCCAGCUGCCAAGGCCGCAUUUCGGUUCCUUCUGCUGGAUAGGACUGGUGAGAGACUUUCAAGAGACCCUCACUCAGUUCUGAGGGCCCCCCCUUCCCCAGGUAAGCAACCCCCAACCCACCUGUCCUGUGGGUGCCUCCCCCUCGGCUGCCCUGGCCGGUCAGCUCUUCCUGCCCUUUGCUUUCCUUUCUGCACCGGUGGUUGGGUGUUUUCAGUAGCACAACCCAAAUUGGGGGGGGGAAACGGGGGAUCAUUGUGGGUGUAGCAUCCCAGAGACUUUGUGUUGGACAAACGGGGGCACCAAGCCGACCCUUUGGGCCGAAAGAAACAAGAUUUUGCAGAAACACAAACCUGAUUUUUCUUUUUCUCUCUGUCUCUUUCUGCUCUGGGGGAAAAAUACAAUCUGGAGGGUUUACAAUCUCUCUUCUUUGCAAGCUUUCUCUAACAGUUUGUGCCCAGCUUUUGAACUCCCAGCAAUUUGUAAAGUAGAUCUGUCUGGAAUGCUUUUAAUACACACAAAUGCAAGCAAAA